AUGUUUGACACGCCAAGGAAGGAAGUCGAAUUACAUCUUCAUUUUGAUGGUGGAUGGCGUCCAGAGACUAUUUUCAGAUUUGCCCAGAAGAAAGGAAUAUCAUUUCCAUGUUCAAACGGAGAAGGAUUUGCGAAACAUUUAAGAGUAACGGAGCCAAACAGUCUCUGCUCCUUCUUGACUAAAUUUAAUGAUAUUCUUCAGCCUAUUAGAGGAGACAAGGAAGCUCUACAUCAAAUAACUGUGGACUUUGUAGAAGACUGUGUUAAAAGGGGUGGACAUUGCUAUGUUGAACCUAGAUUUUGUCCCUUCUUCUUUGCUGGCGAUAACCUGACUGUUGAGGAGGCUACUGAAACAGUUCUGAAAUCAAUGGAAACUGCCGCACAUCAGCAUAACUUGCAAUGGCGAGCAAUUCUCUGUAUGAUGCGUCAAAAUCCAGAAUGGUCUGAGAAAGUUGUUGACUUGGCUUUGGCCAACCGUAAAAAUGGAGUUGUAGCUGUUGAUGUUGCUGGCGAUGAUAAACCAUGUGAUGGCAAGAACACCGACAAGCGAAUUAAAGACGCCUUUCAAAGGGCCUAUGAGGCCGGUCUCCACUGCAUUGCACACGCUGGUGAAAACGGAUGUGCAGCGUCAGUAACUGAAGCUGUUCAUGAGAUGCAUGCUGAGAGAAUUGGUCAUGGCUAUCAUAUUCUGGACGAUAACAAUGUCUAUAAAGACAUGAAGGAGAGAGGUGUUCAUUUUGAGGUGAGUUUACUGCCUUUAACUUUAUCUGCAAAGUUAUACGCACUGUGUUCCUUUUAA
Molecule: messenger RNA, 798 nt
Organism: Rodentolepis nana
Lineage: Eukaryota; Metazoa; Platyhelminthes; Cestoda; Cyclophyllidea; Hymenolepididae
Source: the annotation of a GenBank genome assembly